GUGCGUAACACGGCCACACGCACUUGCAGCACAUCCGCUUCUUACAUCGUAUAAAUAUGAAGCAGAAAGCGUUACCCAGCCGCUUACCCAGUGCAGGUGGUUGGCGUCCUCUGUUCGUGGCCCCUCCCCAUGCUUGCCUCGCGAGCUUGCCGCGGCUUCCGUGGGCUUUGCCCGGACUCUUCUUACAACCCGGACUGUUUACCGACGGCGUUGGGUUUCGAGCGGGGAUUGCGUACAAACGUUUGGCUGUUGGCUUGGCCAUUCAGGCGCAUCAGCAGCUCUAGAAGCUAUUGGAUUGUCCUGGCGCUUGUCAACAACUGCUGAUGCAACGAACAACGCGUCCUUGGAGCUAGAUAAAGAUAUAGCCGGAGUAACUUUCUCUGCAAGUUACUCCCCUGUGCUAUCCUUUGUCUCAAGGCUGGAUUUCUGCACUUCGCAUACAGUACAUGUAAUAGUACUCGCAUCAUGGCUUUUUCUCCCAAGCUCCUCGCUGGCAAGGUCGGCAUCGUCACGGGGGCGGGAUCCCCCCACGGCAUCGGGCGGUCUCUGGUCCUUUCGCUCGCCGCGGCCGGCGCACGAGCCGUCUACGCCACGGACCUCACGCUGACCAACAUUCCCUCUCUGCAAGACGAGGUGCGGGCGGCGGGCUCGCCGUGCAAGGUCCACGGACAGGUGCUCGACGUGUCGUCGGAAGAGCAGACGAUCCACGUGGUCAAGAAGGCCAUUGCGGACCAUGGGCGGCUGGACUUUUACUUUGCCAACGCGGGCUUUGGGGGCUUCAGGGCGUUGCAGGAUACCAACGGCGCAUACUACGACCGCGUCCAAGCAGUGAUGCAACGAUCCUUCUUCCUCGCCAUCCGAUACGCCGGCCAGGGCAUGAGCAACCUAUCGGCGGAGAAGACGAAGCCGGGGGGCUCCAUCGUCGUCACAAGCUCAAUGGCUGGGGUUUCGGGAGGCGUCGCCGACAUCUCGUACGCGUCCGCCAAGGCCGCCGUGAGCCACAUGGUCAAGUCUGCGUCGGUGCACUUGUCGUCGACGCACGUGCGCGUCAACGCCAUGGCGCCGGGCUUCAUCCGGACGAGCAUCAUGGCGACGUCACCGGCGGCGGCCGAGGGCAGGACGGAGGAGCAGCAGACGGCAGCUCAGCCAACGACGACGAUGACGAUGACGAUGACGAUGGCAAGCAAGGAGCAGGCGCUGAAGCAGUUCGACGAGACGCUCGGGCGGCGGCAUGGCGGCGGCGGCGCGGGCAAGUCACCCUACUAUUACUACGACCGCAUCCCAGAACCGGACGAGGUGGCCAGCCUCGGCGUCUUCCUGGCGUCCGACCUGGCCGCCGCGGUCAACGGGCAGAACAUUGUGGCCGACUGCGGCAAGACGGCGGCGGCGUUUGGCGAGAGCAUCAUGGGCCCUGUGGCCUCGAUGACGCCCAUCUAGGUGUGCGCCGCCCAACUUUCGGUCAUCAUCUAUCGCGGGCUCAUUCGUUGAUGCGGUGAUGUGGACGCAGGAUUCGGGAGGAGGGGGGGCGUGCGUGCUUGAGGACGUACGUUGGUAGUAAAGUGUUACUUGAUGGAUUCGAAAGAAGACGUUCUUCGGAAUUUCGGGGAAGCGGCAGCAACGCUGGGAAAGUCCGAGGACCCAAAAUUCCUCGCUUAUUAGUGCGUGCUGCUGUACGACGAUGUUAUUGGCACUAACAAUGUCGCUGUAAUGCGUCCUGUCGUCAUCCACGCGGCGCAGCAAAGAGAAAGAGAGAGAGAGAGACACACACACACACAUGACUCGGGCCAUGUGUCGCGGGUAUCUCAUUCCAACGCCCCCCCGUCCAUGUCCAUGUUGCCGGCACGACGGACGGGCCUGGCCGAACACCGCCGGGGCCGCGGCCGCGGAUCAUGCGUUGACUCAGUCCGUCGGUGGCGCCCGGGACUGCCAACCGAAACAAGUACGUAGUACCAGUGUAAACUAGUACGUAACUCCGUCUGUGUUUUUGAACUUUUUGUAGGUCAUCUGAAACCGCCAUAUCAUAGCCGACGAGAGCCCGCAGAGGUAGUAAGUAGUAG
Purpureocillium takamizusanense is the source of this 2057-nucleotide messenger RNA. RefSeq lists its product as uncharacterized. Gene Ontology annotation, molecular function: oxidoreductase activity. The transcript has 3 exons. NCBI's taxonomy places the organism in Eukaryota, Fungi, Ascomycota, Sordariomycetes, Hypocreales, Ophiocordycipitaceae. The coding region runs from base 466 to 1437 and encodes 323 amino acids. The record is from RefSeq and is a predicted model, not a curated record.